Polistes canadensis is the source of this 1436-nucleotide messenger RNA. Its product is annotated as H2.0-like homeobox protein. The transcript has 4 exons. NCBI's taxonomy places the organism in Eukaryota, Metazoa, Arthropoda, Insecta, Hymenoptera, Vespidae. Gene Ontology annotation, biological process: regulation of DNA-templated transcription. Gene Ontology annotation, molecular function: DNA-binding transcription factor activity, RNA polymerase II-specific; sequence-specific DNA binding. The record is from RefSeq and is a predicted model, not a curated record. The coding region runs from base 476 to 1234 and encodes 252 amino acids.
UAUAUGUGCGUUAUAUUCAAAAUUUAUCGUUAAUAAAUAAUUUAUGAUCUUAUUAUAAUUAAAUUGAUCAUUGUUAAGAUUGAUAGAUCAUCAUUAUACUCGUCGUGAUUGUUAUUAUCAUCAUCAUCAUCAUCAUCGGUUUUGGAAUAAGAAGGAGUUUUCAAAUAAGCCACGCCUACAUCACUUUCGUUAACCAAUCACAGAUAAAUUCUGUACGAAGCUGACUUGAAAUUUUUCAACUCUUCAAGAAAACCUGGCUUCUCUUACUCUGGCUAAGUUAAGCAAAGCAAAACGUUAGGAUUACCCUUAUGCACUUUCACUCAGUGAUCAUAAUCAUUUCGUGCGUGAUUAAUACAUAGAUCGAUGUUCAUUUAACAAAUUAAUCGUAAUCGUUUUGUUCUGUGUUAAAUAGUGAUGGAAAAGAUUGAUCGUUUUUAUCGACCUUGUAUCAUUGUAAUUUAAUUAUUUUAAAACCAUGAAUACCGAAAAUACUAAUAUCUUAGAUAAAGUUAAUCGUCCUAAGGUAUUGAAAUUUGGCGUUGAACGUAUUUUGUCCAAUGAAUUUUCUUCGAAGAGGACAGCAAUACGUCCAAAUCCGACAUCGAUGAUUCCAUCUCAAGAUAUAUUGAGACCACUGGCAGUACAAUUUUCCACGGUGGCAUGUCCUUGUCCCGGAAGUUGUACAAGUUGCGAUCUUCGUACAAGUUCCGUUUAUCCCUUCAGACAAACUCCAAUCGAGACUCAAACAACAAUGAUUAAUUAUCAAAGAAAUCAUUCCGACAAUUAUGGAAAUUUAUAUCGACCAGCUGCUAUCCGUGCUAUAUCAAGAGUGACAACUACGACGGCAUCGUCGAAUAUCGUCAACAACAACAUGGAAACGAAUGCCAGAAGAAAAAGAUCUUGGUCCAGAGCUGUGUUUAGUUCGUUGCAAAGGAAAGGCCUUGAGAGGAGAUUUUCAUUGCAAAAAUAUAUCACCAAACCCGACAGAAGACAAUUGGCUGCUACCUUGGGAUUAACAGAUGCUCAAGUCAAAGUUUGGUUUCAAAAUCGUCGAAUGAAAUGGCGGCACACCAAGCAAGGUGAAAACAAUAAUUCAUCUAUAGCCGAUCCGGACUCGACUCAAAAAGAAAUCCCAACAAAAAUUGUACAAAACGCGACGACAACAAAAAUUGUCGAAGGAAAAACCACUCUUUCCGAAGACGAGGAAGAUAUCGAGAUACAAGUUGACGUAUAAUAAUAAUAACUAUAAUCGGAACAAUUAUUUGUUACGAUGAACAUUUUUUUCUAAUCUUUUUAGACUUUUAUUUCGACCAAUUUAAGGGUCGUACGUCUUAACGAUACGAAAACAUUUCCUAAGAAAAGGAUUAAUUUAACGUAAUAGAAAAUAAAUAAUAAUUAAUGAUUUUGAAUUAGAAAAAAAAGAAGAUUAGAAAAAG